AUGGUAUCUUGUCUUGUUUUUUGCAUUAUCAACAACGUUAUCUUUUCUCGUGAAAGCUCAAGAUCGAUGUUCCUUCUCGCGGGUCGGGACAAUGGAGGUGGGCUUCAUGUUGCAUCCAUUAGGAACCGGACCAACCCGCUAGGUGCAGUGGGCAGUAUCCUUCAAUUUUCACCAGUGGAACCGAAAGAAAAACCCGUUAAAUUAUCGACUGAUAUGAACGUAAAAUUUACGUCUAUGUUAAUUUCUGAUUCGUCCACGGUGUGGAGAUCAUUAAUUCCACAACGCUAUUUGGUGACUGUUGCCGGAGUUGAAGGAAAUCCUGGACGUGAAACGUUGGGCAAUUGGUUUAAGAUUGACAAGUACGAAGAUGCCUACAAACGUGUGUGUUCAUGUCCUGGAGUUUGCAAUAUUUACAGGCCAUUCUGUGGAGACAUUGGAAUACUUGGGGAAAAUGGGAAAAGGGUCUUGUUUGUUGGUAGAGAUCAACCUCUCAAAGGUACAUUUCACAAGCUCUAGCUAGAAGCCUAGAACUACUAAUAUUAUACUA
Molecule: messenger RNA, 547 nt
Organism: Capsicum annuum
Lineage: Eukaryota; Viridiplantae; Streptophyta; Magnoliopsida; Solanales; Solanaceae
Product: kunitz trypsin inhibitor 5-like
Exons: 1
Coding region: 1-516 (171 amino acids)
Molecular function (GO): endopeptidase inhibitor activity
Source: RefSeq, a predicted model, not a curated record